This is a messenger RNA of Dicrocoelium dendriticum, 1284 nucleotides long. The record is from the annotation of a GenBank genome assembly. NCBI's taxonomy places the organism in Eukaryota, Metazoa, Platyhelminthes, Trematoda, Plagiorchiida, Dicrocoeliidae.
AUGGGGGGGGUUUGGCGGGGGCUGAGAGGGUGGGGGGGGGGGGGGGUAAUGGGCGCGGGGGGGGGCGGGGGGGUGGGGGGGGGAAGGAUUGUAUAUAUGGGGGAAAAAGGGCGGGGGGAGUUUAGUGGGGGUGGAUGGUGGGGGGUGGGGUGGGGGGGGGAGCGGCGGGGGUGGGGUGUAGUGGGGGUGGGUGGGGGGAGUGUUGGGUGGAGGGGGGUGAGUGAUGUGGGGGGUGGGUGGGGGUGGGGGGUGUGGGGGGGGUGGUGGGGGGGGGGGGGGGGGUGGGGGGGGUGGGGGUGGGGGUGUGGGAUAGGGGGGUGGGGGGUUGGGGUGGUGGGGGGGGGGUGGGUGAGAGUGGGGGGGGGGGGGGGGGUGGGGGGGUGUGGGGGUGGGGGGGGGGGUGGGGUGGGGGGGGGGGGGUUGGGGGGGGGGUUGUGGGGGUGGGGGUGGUGUGGGGGGGGGGGGGGGGGUGGGUGGGGGUGUGGGGGGGGUGGGGGUGGGGGUGGGGGGGGUGGGGGGGGAGGGGGGGGGGGGGGGGGGGGGGGGGGGGGGGGGGGGGGGGGGGGGGGGGGGGGGGGGGGGGGGGGGGGGGGGGGGGGGGGGGGGGGGGGGGGGGGGGGGGGGGGGGGGGGGGGGGGGGGGGGGGGGGGGGGGGGGGGGGGGGGGGGGGGGGGGGGGGGGGGGGGGGGGGGGGGGGGGGGGGGGGGGGGGUGGGGGGGGGGGGGGGGGGGGGGGGGGGGGGGGGGGGGGGGGGGGGGGGGGGGGGGGGGGGGGGGGGGGGGGGGGGGGGGGGGGGGGGGGGGGGGGGGGGGGGGGGGGGGGGGGGGGGGGUGGGGGGGGGGGGGGGGGGGGGGGGGGGGGGGGGGGGGGGGGGGGGGGGGGGGGGGGGGGGGGGGGGGGGGGGGUGGGGGGGGGGGGGGGGGGGGGGGGGGGGGGGGGGGGGGGGGGGGGGGGGGGGGGGGGGGGGGGGGGGGGGGGGGGGGGGGGGGGGGGGGGGGGGGGGGGGGGGGGGGGGGGGGGGGGGGGGGGGGGGGGGGGGGGGGGGGGGGGGGGGGGGGGGGGGGGGGGGGGGGGGGGGGUGGGGGGGGGGGGGGUUGGGUGUGGUGGGGUGGGGGGUGGGGGGUGGGGGGGGGGUUGGGGGUGGUGGGGGUGGUGGGGGUGGGGUGGGGGGGGGGUUGGGGGGGGGGGGGGUGGUGGGGGGGGGGGGUGGGGUGGGGUGGGGGGUUAUUUGGUUGUGGGGGUGUGGAGUAUGAGGGGAGGGGAGGUGGGGUGAGGUGUGGGUAG